AUGUUCAACCUCUUCUCUUUGAAGCGUCAGCAGAAUGAUGAACUUUGCUCGGAGCAAACUGUCGACAAGUCGAUAGAUGGACUAGAUGCCAACUCUACGCGGAAGAUACGCGAAUGUCACGCGUCCCCCAAGGAGAGGGGACACGUUUCAUGGACUAUAGUACAUGAUUGUACUUCACAAAGUGAUUCACAAGUGAGCCAUCCAAGUUCGAGUGCUGGCCCCUUUCAUGCAGCUUGCUCUUGUUGCGCUAGGAAGCAACCCAUGCAACAGACUCUGGAAGAGAUGGAUUUUGAGCGGGGCAUAUGGGGAGCUGCUGCUCUCGGUGACCUUGAGCGAAUGCGAACACUUCUUGAGGAGCGUCAGCGGGACGUGAACGCUUGCGACAAGUCCGGGUAUACGGCACUGCAUUAUGCCGCAAGAAGCGGUAAAGACCAGAUCUGUCAGUUGCUGCUCGAUCGCAAGGCGGCGGUCAACGCGUGUGCCGGGGAAUUCAAGCUGCUGGCGAAGAAUGGCGCCAACUUGGCGCUAGUAGACAUCGAUGGAGAGACGUGUUUGCAUAAGGCGAGGACACUGCCAAGAUCAACAAACGCUCCCUUGGUCGAAUAUCUUAUGAAGGAAGCACAGUUUGACAUGGGUAUGUCGGAGCGGAACAGACGAGGGCAAACAGCUGCAGAGGUGGCAUCGUGUGAAGAAGUGUCGAAUGUCUUUAAAAUCGUGUCGAAUACCAACAAAUCUCGUAUCUUUCCUGUCAAGUAA
Messenger RNA from Guillardia theta CCMP2712, 756 nucleotides. RefSeq lists its product as hypothetical. The transcript has 7 exons. Bases 1 to 756 code for a protein of 251 amino acids. Gene Ontology annotation, molecular function: protein binding. The record is from RefSeq and is a predicted model, not a curated record. Lineage: Eukaryota; Cryptophyceae; Pyrenomonadales; Geminigeraceae.